CUGAAGCUGCGCUAGAGCCACAGUGCGUGACGGGUCAGUCUAUUACUGUACUUCCAAAAGCACACUCGUGCUCAGAGGUUCCCUGUAGAGUCCGAAAUGAACCUGCCGUCCAGAGAGGAGUGCGAGGGGUGGGACCAGGCAAAAGUAGCCUCCUUACUGUAUAAGAAUAAUAUGCAAGAAUGCGCCGUCACCGUAAACAGACUGAAAAUUAAUGGACAGAGAUUUCUGAACCUGAGUGAAAGUGACAUGAGCAAGUUUAGUCUCAUCCACCAGCCGCAGCUUCAGAAGAUUGUUCAAGAUAUCAAGAAAAAUGAUGGCAGCUUCCUGAAUAAACUAAAAAGGCUGACAAACAAACCGGUGCCCACAGUGCCGGCAAGAGACUACAGAGAUGACCACAGGGAAAGCGACGAUCAUCUGUCGGAUUCUGAUUAUGACAAUGACACAUAUGAGGAUCCACGUGAUGAUGACAGCUACGAACCUCCUCCUAGCCACAGAGUCUUCACCGCACUUCCCUCUGGUUCCUUCCCAAGGGGCGAGUAUGUUGACAGCCCACCCAAGCGGCCACCCAAGAAGCCCCUCCGCCCAACUAAGUUCAAAGAGCUACCCCCUGAACCCCCGAACGUGGGAAGUGAUGAAGAGGACUACAUAAAUCCAGAUGUCGAUGACAACUAUGUAGAACCUUCAGAGAAUGCUACUAGCAGGAACAGUGGGAACAAAGCUACAAGAGACCUUCCCAAGUUACCAGAGCGGACUCCGAGUCCCGAUUUCUAUGAAGUUCCUGACAAAGAGGACAAUUCUCCAGCUCAUCCAGGAAGCAGAUUAUGUCCAACCCCAGCAAAACACUCACCAUCUUUGCCACCAAAACCCAGCCCCAGGGUGGCCAUGAGGAAAUCUCCCACGCAUGUCCAGGAGAUAACUGAUGGGGAUGAAUAUGAAGUUUGCGAUCCAGAUGAUAGUCCUGGGAGGAAUCGUCCCCCACCUCUACCUAAACCUAAACCUGUACCCAGAGAGAGGUCACCAAAACCACCUCUAGGACCGAGGCCAGAUUUAAAAGCAAAGGACUUUGAAAGCAAAACACUGCCUUUGGCUCAUAAUGAACAGAAGACUCCUCCAAAAGCUUUUACGCUGGACUUUCAGCGACCAAAAAUUCCUAUUCCACAGUUUACCUCCCCAAAGCCUCCUGAAAAUGACACAGGAGAUCAAGAUAAGGAUGCAGAUAUCUAUAGGAAACCCUGGUAUGCCAACGGGUGCGACCGAAAAACUGCUGACGAUGCCUUGUUUCGCUCGAAUAAAGACGGAGCGUUUAUGGUGAGAAAGAGCUCUGGUCAUGACGCACAGCAGCCGUAUACGUUAGUGGUGUUUUACAAUGGCAGAGUGUACAACAUCCCGAUCCGCUAUAUACCAAGCACUCAGCAGUAUGCUCUGGGAAGAGAGAAGAAAGGGGAAGAGCACUUCAGCAGCGUCUCUAAGAUCAUUGAGAACCACCAGAGAAACCCCCUGGUGCUGAUUGACAGUCAGAGCAAUGCCAAGGAAGCCACCAAGCUAUGCUACCCAGUGAAGCCCUAGGCGACCCUCGGUGACUCCAAACAGCAGAGUGAUUGGUGCCGAGCGACUCGGUCCACUGUGUUUGCUGUGAGACUUUACAGAGGUCACUGGGGCUGUUGCUCUGUCACUUAAAAAAGCAGGUUUGAAACACACCCGAGUGCAGAGCUUGAUUGUUUCAAAACAAGCGCAGGAGUCACCCAGUGCGGGCGUGCAUGAGAACCUCACCAACACAGAAGCUUCCAUCGCGUUAUGUUAAAGGUUAUUUAGAUUGACACCCUGGCGAGUGAUGUGACAUCACAGUGUUACACUGAUAAUGAAUCGUCUUUCCCCAAUUUUCUGAGAACUUUUCUUGACAGAAUUCCUCACUUGUGAUAAUUUUUUUUCCUUUUGACCUAAUGCAGUACCAAUGCAGUAUCAAGCGGUCUGACACUAUACACUGUAUAUGAUUUUAUGUAUGCAUUUCUGCCAAACUGACUAAGAACUGUGUGUGAAAAGCAAUCCUUUUUCUAUUGUCCACAAUGACACCUCGAACUGUAAAUCUACAAUUAUAACUUGCCAAAUUGGCAUAAAUAAUGUACAUAGAAUAUUAGAAUGCAUCUAGAGCUGGACUUUGAGCUGGACACCAACCAGGUUCAGAAUAAACCGCAGGAGCACGCAAUGGGAUUUCAACAAGCGUGUGAGUCAGACAACACAAAUUCAAACCCAUCCUAACCCUUAAUCUGUGGCUAGGAUGUUGUGCAGGAGCAGCAGCCCCAUUAUCUUUUUCCCCUCCUUCAAUGGUUGAUUGUCAGCAGGACUGCAUGCUGGACCUGCCUGCACUGCUGGCCGUGCAGAGCUGAAGUAGCACAGACACAGAGAACUUUUAAACUCAUGUUUUAUUCACUUUUUUUUUUAAUGCUCAGUUGGUAAACAGUGUUUUAAAAUGAAUCAAGGAAUGAGACAGCUUUGCUGUAAGCAGAAAGAAGCAGGAAGCAGUAGGUUUAUGAUAGCAAUACUUAAAGGAGCAAUUUCUACAAGGUUGUAUAUUUGGUUUUAAUAAAAAAAACUUUUCUUGUCUCGUA
This is a messenger RNA of Oreochromis niloticus (Nile tilapia), 2606 nucleotides long. RefSeq names its product B cell linker (gene blnk). Gene Ontology annotation, biological process: intracellular signal transduction; cell surface receptor protein tyrosine kinase signaling pathway. The record is from RefSeq and is a predicted model, not a curated record. The coding region runs from base 97 to 1566 and encodes 489 amino acids. NCBI's taxonomy places the organism in Eukaryota, Metazoa, Chordata, Actinopteri, Cichliformes, Cichlidae. The transcript is spliced from 24 exons.